AUGGCCAUCAAUCUUAAUCUCACCACAACUUGUUCUCUUCCUUCAAACCCUUCCUUUCUCUCACACAAACACAACAUCAAAUUCAUUCACCCUUCUUCUUCUUUAAUAAACAACAAGAUAUGUGCUCAAUCACAAGGAACUGACGCUGGUGUUUCUGAGGACGAUUCUUCUCUCGGAUCUUUAUCUUCUUCUCGUGCACAGCUGGAUCUUUUGGAGCAAUUUACAUCUACAACCUCAUCAAUCAAUGGUAAUGAAAUCGAUGGCAGCACUCGGAGACUUUCAAUUCGCGACCAGCUUGCACAGUUGGUUGGAGAUAGGGACGAUGAUUUCACCAUUCCGUUAGGUAAGAACUUGAAGAAAGUGAGUGCGAAAUUCUUAACAACUUCACAAAGGAGAAAUAUCAAGAGACAAACUUAUCUAAAUGAAGUUUCUCAGAGAAACGAUUCAACUGUUUUUGCAACUAUAGGAGCUUUUGUGAUUCUUCCACCUCUUAUAAUACUAGGAAUAGCUAUAGCAACUGGUUAUGUACAGCUUUUACCUUAA
This is a messenger RNA of Lathyrus sativus (Indian pea), 543 nucleotides long. The record is from the annotation of a GenBank genome assembly. Lineage: Eukaryota; Viridiplantae; Streptophyta; Magnoliopsida; Fabales; Fabaceae.